CAAAUGGCUCUUACACGGCGUUCUGUAUUAGCUGUUUUCUUUCUUAUCCCAUGUUUCAUUUCACCAAAUGGCUAUACUUUAGCAUUUCGUUCGUAAAGGCCGGACUGGUCUCAGUUGAAAACGAGAAUAUGGUGGCCUCACUAACUGACCCUUCACUGAAGUACAAGACUUCAUAAAGAAGAACACACAAAAUCCCCUACACCAAUACCCAACCGAUGCUUGCUGUCAUGGAAACAGAAGAGGAGCACAAAUCAGAGAUUCAAGAUUUAGACGAAUUUAAUGACAUCAACAUUGACCAGAGAGCCCUGGAGACGUUUGUUCCGGGGCGCUAUUUGAAAGCCACGUGUGCAGAAAAGGAGCCCAAACUUCGGUCUCAUGUAGCAGAGCUGUUAGACCCGCUGCAUAUGCCACUCCGUGUGAAGCAACUUGUCAGUAAUGACGAUAUGUCACGCCAAUCGAGAGAAUGUUACCUCCACAUGUGGCGCACGUUGAUUGAUUUGAUAUUCAGUGUCGAAAAGGCCAGCGUAUCUGAGAUGAUGAAUCUGGACAAGCUCAAGGCCCAUCUAUACCUAUUCAACAGCUACGCAGAAAACAGGCCGAGAGCACAGACCAUCCUAGAAAACAAGGGAGGGAUUAGCAUAUUCAAUGGAAUUAUCAAAGAGGAGUUACAAGAAGUUAAGACACCGUUUACAGAUUUGCUCGAUGCACCUUUAAUAAUGCGCAGCAGGCUCUAUUACAGCUUAAAGAUCCUCUACAGCUUUACUAUGGAGAACCACCCGGAUUAUUGUUCAUUGAAAGAAUUGCUGGAAGUCCUGGGUAAUAUUCCGGGUAUAUCUCGGACAUCGAAUGGUGAUAAUGUCUUUCCUCUGCCCAUCAAGUCUGGUUAUGUGGUCCAGCAAGUGAAGAACAUUCGAAAGUUACGGUAUUUGUUUUUCUUUCCGAAUUACCUGAUCGUAACUAGUCUCAAGUUUAGCUGCGGUGUGCAUCGGGGACAUGAAAGAUAAAAACAUUCAACAGAUCAGAAAGAUAUUGAAUCAUACCAAAGAUAAGCUAAGGACAUACUUCAUGUGCCCCAGAGAAU
Messenger RNA from Octopus bimaculoides (California two-spot octopus), 1081 nucleotides. Its product is annotated as active breakpoint cluster region-related protein. Lineage: Eukaryota; Metazoa; Mollusca; Cephalopoda; Octopoda; Octopodidae. Gene Ontology annotation, biological process: positive regulation of GTPase activity; signal transduction. Gene Ontology annotation, molecular function: guanyl-nucleotide exchange factor activity; GTPase activator activity. The record is from RefSeq and is a predicted model, not a curated record. Gene Ontology annotation, cellular component: membrane.